AUUAUUUUUAGUGAAGAAGCGCUGAAAACCAGUUUACCCAUUUAUCUCUGAUUUCCAAUCACACAUUUAGAGUUUUUUCCAAUCACACAUUUAGAGUUUCAGACAUUCUAUCUCACUCUCCAGAGUCUAGAUAGACUGUCUCUAUCACUCUAGUAAUGGUUGCAAUGGAGAUGGCUUUCCGAGCUGCAGCAACGGCAAAGCCUCCUCCUUGUCCUUCUUCAAACCUACAAAGAACUCCUCCUCUUCUCAAACGAACAACUAAUGGAACUCCUCAUCACCACCAUUCUCGUAAUCAUAUCAAACCCAUUUCACUUUCCAUUCCAACUACAUCAACAGCUGUUUCUCUCUUCACUCUCUUUACUUCUAAUGAUGCCAACGCAUUCAGCUUCUCCAAAGACCAGAUCAUGAAUUCUCUAACUCAAGUGGAAGGAACAAUUGAUCAAGCAGAAGAAGUGGGUUCAGGUGUUUUUGAUUUCACCGGACGUGUUAUUCGAGUGGUGAUUGAUGGGCUGAAACCAACUGUAGAUAUAGCUCUACCAAUUCUAAAAAGUGCUGGAGAUCAAGCAUUGAAGAUAGCCUCCCCUGUAUUUUCCGAAGCAUCUAAAAAGGCCCAAGAAACCUUUCAAAGCUCUGGCUUUGAUACAGAACCAGUUGUUAGUGCUGCUAAGACGGUGGCAGGAGCAGCACAACAAACGGGUAAAGUAAUUCAAGAAGUAAAACCCAUUGCUUCAUCAACUGUUGAAACUCUCUCAUCUACAGACCCAGUUGUGAUUCUAGGGACUGCGGGAGCCCUCUUUGUAACAUAUCUUCUUCUACCGCCAAUAUGGUCGGGAAUCUCAUAUAGUCUCCGUGGUUACAAAGGGAAGCUUACUCCUGCCCAAACCUUAGACCUCAUAUCCACGAAGAAUUACCUUAUGGUUGAUGUUAGAUCGGAAAAAGAUAAGAAUAAGUCUGGUACUCCUCGUCUUCCUUCCAGUGCUAAAAACAAGAUGAUCACGGUUCCUUUAGAAGAGCUCCCAAGCAAGAUUAAAGGAAUUGUGAGAAACUCAAAGAAAGUUGAAGCUGAAAUAGCUGCUUUAAAGAUAUCAUAUCUCAAAAGACUUAACAAGGGUUCCAACAUCGUUAUCAUGGACUCGUACUCUGACACGGCCAAGAUAGUUGCAAAAUCCCUGACAAGUCUUGGCUUCAAAAAUUGUUAUAUCAUGGCUGACGGAUUCUCAGGGAGCAAGGGAUGGGCGCAGAGUCGGUUAGGUACAGACUCACCUAAUCUAUCUUUUGCAGAGGUUAUAUCACCAUCUCGAGUCAUUCCUGCUGUCAGUCGCUUUGGUACAACCGGCUCACGAUCAAAUCAGAAGUUUCUUAGUGGAAGUACCGAGUAAUUAUACAGGCCAUUUGUUGUUUUCUUGCGGUAAAAGAGAGUGUGCUGAUUAUGAAUUGGUGAUUAAUUAGCAUUACCAUAGAGCUUCCUAUACUGUGUUGUAUAUCGAGGAAUGUGUAUCGUGCUGUCUCAUGGUACAAUAUUUGGUAAAUAUAUUGAUAUCAUUUGGUUUAGACCGUGCAA
Papaver somniferum (opium poppy) is the source of this 1561-nucleotide messenger RNA. RefSeq names its product calcium sensing receptor, chloroplastic-like. Bases 156 to 1379 code for a protein of 407 amino acids. The record is from RefSeq and is a predicted model, not a curated record. The transcript has 6 exons. Gene Ontology annotation, biological process: cellular response to calcium ion; de-etiolation; regulation of stomatal closure. NCBI's taxonomy places the organism in Eukaryota, Viridiplantae, Streptophyta, Magnoliopsida, Ranunculales, Papaveraceae.